GAAUUGUGGCCCGGGAACGACAUGCGCGCUCCGAAGGCUGAGGAGGCGCUUGAGGCGGCCCUGGAGAGAAAGCCACUGCUGAGAGAGGAUGUCCACAAACUGAUGUCCAAGAUCUUCUGGAGCGUCGCCCUCAUCACCUGCUCCGCUGCUUUGAUCUCGUACAACAAGUACUUGAUCCAUCCAACUCGGUUUCCAUAUCCUGUCGUGCUCGUGUUUCUGCACAUGCUCGGCGGCUCUUUGCUUAGCUCGAUCCUCCUGGCGACGAACCCCACCCUCUUCCCUGCGCUGACGGAUCCAAACAAGAAGGCGGAUCUCAGCCCGAACUACCUGGCCAGGCGUGUUCUGCCUGUGGGCUUGUUCUUCACCACCUCCCUUAUUCUCAGCAACACGGCGUACCAGUAUGCCAGCGUUGCUUUCCUCCAGAUGGUGAAGCAGAGCAACGUGAUCAUCGUCUUCCUGUUCUCGCUGAUGCUUGGCAUUGAGCAGUUCCGACCGCGCAUGGCUCUGGUUCUGCUAUGUGUCAUGUUGGCGACCACCUUCACUGUCCAUGGGGAAGUGAACUUCUCGCUGACAGGGUUCCUCGUCCAGCUGUCCUGCAAUUUUGCGGAGUCUGCGAAAGUGGUUCUUCAAGGAGUUCUCCUGGCUGGCGCGGGUCGCAAGUUGGACCCCUUGUCCUUCGUUGCCACGGUGGCGCCCAUGUGUGCGGUUUGCCUGGGAGGCAUUCUCCUCCUGCAGCCUCACGUCCAGGGAUUAUCAUGGAUCUCGAUGCCAGCCCUGGAAAACCUCCAUGCAUGUGGUUAUUUGCUCGCAGGCAACAUUCUCUGUGCCUUCGCCCUGAACCUGGUCAUCGCGAACUACUUGAAGCAUGGCUCACCUCUAUCCUUCCUUCUCACCAACCUGGUCAAGGAUGCCAUGAUCGUGAUCGUCAGCACUGCCACCUUCGGAGAGCACGUCAGUCUACAGCAGAAGUGUGCCUUCAGCGCACAACUCAGUUUCAUCGCGCUGUGGUCGCUCAUGAAGGGCAACCCGGAAGACUUCGACAAGUAUGGCUUCGUCGGUGGUCUGGUGGGCACCCUGCGAUCCAUGACGACCUCCCGAGCCGCAUAG
Molecule: messenger RNA, 1107 nt
Organism: Symbiodinium pilosum
Lineage: Eukaryota; Dinophyceae; Suessiales; Symbiodiniaceae
Source: the annotation of a GenBank genome assembly